AUGUCUUCCGCAAUGCUUGUAUACUCCCUCGCUGGAGCCGCAGUUCUAUCUGCAAUCAUUGUCACAGUCCUCAACGGCCUUGCCUACGCCGCACUGCAAUCAUUACCCUCGCAUACUUCAACAACGGGACUGGCUCCAGUCCUCCUCAGCAGCUUGACUAGCAUCACGCUGCUAGCCCUCACCCUCAUUCACAAAGAUGUUCGCAGUGACGUCCAUUGGUCAACUUGGAAACUCGGCAUCUUUUACUUCACUGGGGUAUACUUCCUCAUCAGCACCGUAUGCGUGGCCGGUACAAUAGCCUCGAACGAUCUAUACCACUCAGUUCCCCACGGAAACAUUUUCAUCGCCCGGUCCAUCUUCUGGGCCCUUUCCAUCCUUGCUCAAGGCCUCUACUACGGCUUCAUUCUGGUGACCCUAGCCCAGCGCAAACCAUGCCAAGAUUGGCCACGCUCUUAUUCACAGGAACUCAAAACUCUUUCCGAGAGCCCGCAGCCAGUCUCCUCGCCAUCACGGAUACUCUGUGAUACAUACCCAGAGCUCAAGCAAUUUGAUACGAGACGUUCCUCCCUGCGGAAAUACCCCCGUCGUUCUCACCGUUUCUCGGGGGGUACUCUCUGCGUCGAGAGCACACGUAGAAAUUCCGAGUCCUUCGAUACGGGUUCAUCAUCCACACUCUCAUCACCCUCAUCCUCACCAACAGCAGCGCAUAUGCCUACGCAAUCACAGACCCAACCCCAAACCGACCCUUUCGCAGACCGCGACACCCGGCCCCUUCUCCACCGCGGUUCCAGCUUCAGAAGCAUGCCCAGUCUCCACCGCGAAGCAAAUAUCCAACUCUCCCUGGACAGCCUCAUCCAACCAUCCCCAACAUCCUCCAGUUUCGCCCUCGACUCCCCCUCGGGCUCAACGCUAACUCUCCCGGAGACGUAUGCAUUCUACGCCCCUAACCACGGUGCCUCCCAAGCACAAACACAUGCACCUACAUUCUCCUCAUCUCUACCCGCCUCCCCACUCCCGUCACCCUCAUUCCCACCCCGCGAACAAAACAUCCAUCCCCUCUUCCGCUCCACGAGUCCCUGCCCGAGUCCCAAGCCACUCCCCGGUAGCACGGUGAAAGCAUCCCCGUCUGCAGGCCAGACGAUUACCCAAAAGACGUUGACGCGGAUGCGAUCUGCGCGGGAAUUGCGACAUUUGCGGAAAGAGGAUUCGCCCGGUGCUGGGAUGUGGAUGGGGAUGGGACGGGCGGGGUAUGUGAGGAGGAGUAUCACGCAGUAUGAGAAGAAGGGGGAUUUGAACGAGUUGCCCGAGGAGAGGUGA
Penicillium brasilianum is the source of this 1317-nucleotide messenger RNA. The record is from the annotation of a GenBank genome assembly. NCBI's taxonomy places the organism in Eukaryota, Fungi, Ascomycota, Eurotiomycetes, Eurotiales, Aspergillaceae.